Grus americana (Whooping crane) is the source of this 3956-nucleotide messenger RNA. RefSeq names its product shisa family member 2 (gene SHISA2). NCBI's taxonomy places the organism in Eukaryota, Metazoa, Chordata, Aves, Gruiformes, Gruidae. Bases 403 to 1260 code for a protein of 285 amino acids. The transcript has 2 exons. Gene Ontology annotation, biological process: negative regulation of fibroblast growth factor receptor signaling pathway; negative regulation of Wnt signaling pathway. The record is from RefSeq and is a predicted model, not a curated record. Gene Ontology annotation, cellular component: endoplasmic reticulum.
GGGCGCGGCGCCGGACGGGGCGCACCGCGGCGGCGGCUCCGGCUCGGCGCCCCCCGGGCGGGCGGAGGAUUACAACCGCGCCCGCCUACCUUCGCCCAUGGGCAGGGCGCAGGGCGCAGGCCGGGCCGUCGCGGCGCGGCGGUGGGGAGGGAGUAGCGAGUAGCGGCGCCGCCCGCCUUCCCACCCCCCCCCCCAUUCCCGCGCCGCCCGGUGGGUUCUUAACGGCGGCGGCUCCGAACCCCGCGGGCCAGCCCCGGGCAUGCGGCGGCGGCGGCAGCAGGACCCGCGGCGAGACUCCCCGCAGCGCGGCGGCUGCAUGUCCCGGGGGGCCGGGCGGCGCUGCCCCGGCGCGGGGGGGCUCUGACCGACCGGCCGCCCGCCCGCCGCCCCCUCGGCGGCGCCAUGCGGGGCGGGCGGUGCUGGCUGCUGCUGGCGGCGCUGGGCUGGCUGCUGCCGGCGGGGGCCGCGGCCAGCGGGGAGUACUGCCACGGCUGGCUGGACGGGCAGGGCGGCUGGCGGGACGGCUUCCAGUGCCCGGAGCGCUUCGACGGCGGCGACGCCACCAUCUGCUGCGGCAGCUGCGCCCUCCGCUACUGCUGCUCCAGCGCCGAGGCGCGACUCGACCAGGGCGCCUGCGACAACGACCGGCGGCAGGGCGGCGGCGAGACGGGCCGCCCCGGCAAGGACGGCCCCGACAGCGCGGCAGUGCCCAUCUACGUGCCGUUCCUUAUCGUUGGAUCUGUAUUUGUCGCCUUCAUCAUCUUGGGGUCGCUGGUGGCGGCUUGCUGCUGCAGAUGCCUGCGACCCAAGCAGGAGCCCCAGCAGAGCCGAGCCCCCGGGGGUACCCGCCUGAUGGAGACGAUCCCCAUGAUCCCAAGUGCCAGCACCUCCCGGGGCUCCUCCUCCCGCCAGUCGAGCACCGCUGCCAGCUCCAGCUCCAGCGCCAACUCGGGGGCCAGAGCCCCCCCGACCAGGUCCCAGACCAACUGCUGUUUGCCAGAAGGGACCAUGAAUAAUGUCUACGUCAACAUGCCGACAAACUUCUCGGUGCUGAACUGCCAGCAGGCUACCCAGAUCGUGCCGCACCAGGGGCAGUACCUGCACCCCCAGUACGUGGGCUACGCUGUGCAGCACGACUCGAUGCCGCUGACCCCAGUGCCCCCCUUCCUCGACGGUUUGCAGAGCGGCUACAGGCAGAUCCAGUCGCCCUACCCGCACACGAGCAGCGAACAGAAGAUGUACCCAGCUGUGACUGUGUAGCACUGACGCCUUCCUCCCCCUCCCCACCCGACAGAUUUUAAUAUCUAAACUGAAUGGAGGAGAAAUACUUCCUUGGAAUGAAGCUCCCAGAACAUCACUUGUAAAUAAUUUUGAAAGGCUCAUGCAUGUCAGACAGUGUUUAUAAACCAUUUAUUUUCAUCGGGGUCCGUUGCCAGAAACCGUAGGAUGAUAUCUCUGAAUUAACGUUGCCAGAUAUGCUCUCAUUCCAGUGCAUGAUUUACAGCGGCGAAGGAUUACGCUGAAAAUGCAUAUGCAUUUCAGAUCGCUGUACUUGUGAGAUAAAUGCCGGAGCCAUUAAGUGCCCUUCAGGUAUGACAUGGUCAGAAGUAUUUGCCUAAUUAAUUCGCAGAAAGAGUUUUGUUACACUGUACCACAUCGCAGUACUUAAGACACCUCUUUUCUCCUCUCCCAGCUCCUUAAUGACAUUUCCCGUUGCUUUACAGACAAUCACAACUGAGAGCCGAACAGUGCAAUCCCUGCGUGCUGGGUGCUGGUACCAGCCCCUGUGAUUUCUUACGCACCCCCAGGUUUGGGGUGAAAUGCCACGAAAGGGUUAGUCUUGCAAAGACCAAUUUUUUUUUGUCCCUGGUAUUUAUGUAGGAAUUAGAAGAGUGUGAAUUAUUCAGCUCUUCCUUCCAGUGCACUUGAAACCCUUCUUGAUUUGGUUUUGCCUCAAGAUCAGGACCCAGUAGUGGUUUGCACAGACUGUGUUUAUCUUUGUGAACUUUUUACUAAAAAAACAGGGUACGAGGUGCUUGCUCUUCCUGACGCUCAGCAAAGCUUUUGGUACAGCUAGCAGCAUCUGAGCUCAAACUGCCUUUGCAGAAAAAGGUUGUGCUGUGACUCCAAACACGCCUGAUUUCACCUCACUUCCCAUGAAACAGUAAACCCGUGUGAAGGCGCACGAUGUUGUCAGACCCAAGCCCUGCUUGUGCUCGAGUCUGAGCAUAGGGUGAUGGGCUCGUUCCCCGCCCCCCCCCCCACCCCCCCAGCCCACUCCGGGUCCCCAGCUCUGCUCUGUGGGGGGGGUCACACAAAGCCCCCCCCACCCCGGGCAUGGAGGGGCUGGUGGAGGUUUGAAACCUAUCCCCUUUUCUUCUUUACCCAUGGGGCAGAGGAGUAGGAAGGCACAGCUGUAUUUAAAAACAAGGUAAAAAGCCCAACCAAAGGGUGAAGGUGCAUGUGACUGCCCGUGACGCCACGGGGGUCGGGGGGGGGGGGGCACUUUGCAUGGGAGCUGCUGGCUCUGUCUCGCCUUGCUUCAUCUGGGGAAAAAGACUUCUCCAGGUGGAAGAGGCAGCAGCGCACUGGGAAUAAUCAGAAUCGUAAUGUAUCAGCCCCAAUGCAACAAACUGAACUGUUUAUGGCUGGGUUUGUCUCUUAAAAAAAAAAAAAACACCCAACAAAAAACCCCCAAACAAACCAAACAACUUAAUCAUCUCUGCAUUUCCAUCCAUUUCUUCUUCAGCUGAAAUACCGCACCAGAGGACUGAGGGCAUAUACCAAAACCGGGCAAUUACUGUAACCAGACCAGGUUUCUUAUUGUCUGAUACUGUAUCAGUAUGUAGCAAUAACUGUGAUACUACUAUUUUUUGUAUGUCUGUUUUUAAAUUACACAUACAUGCGGAAACGUUGCCAAAUGCAAUGGUUUACUCAUAAACACGCCACACACAAGCAGUCUGCAGCGGGCAGAAAUGGUUUGACCACUGACAUACGAAAAUGAAUAGGUAAUUUAUCCCAGCUCUGCUGGUCCUGGCUGCCUUCGCCCCAUUCAGCGCGUAGGACCUGGGCAGAAGGAUUGACUUAGGGGACCGGGCUUCCCCUCGGGCCGGGCGGCUUUGGCAAGGCAGCGAUGGGCUGCUGCAGGCUCCGGUGGCUGCUCUGUGCUGCCUGCACAGCUUGCGGGGGGGGGGGGGCCUUAAAGGCAGCGGGUGCACCAGAGUUGGGUGAUCCCAGGCUUUUGGAGAACCCAGUGUACGCUUGAUCUCGUGGAGAAUUACGUUCCUGCCUUGCCAAAUUUUGUCUGGCAACUCGGUCACUCUGUCCUUGCAAAGCUGGGUUUGCGUUAGGCGCGGGGGGGGGGGGGGGGCGGAUGCCUUCAGCGGCUGGUGGCUCUGGCAGGAGCUGGAGGUGCUUGGCCCCAGGUGAGACCCCAGCCCGUUGCUGCGUGGCCAGAAGCCAAGCCCAUCCAUGCCUUCGGUAGCCUUCCCAACUGUGAACCCGGGCAGCUCUCGCCUCCCCCUGCCAGCGUGUGCUGCCUUGAACGCGCCUGGCAAGGAGACCUCCUCUGACCUGUGACAUUCAGGUGAAUCUCUUUGUAUAUUGUUUACUUGUUUAAAAAAAAAAAAAAAAAAGAAUAAGUUAAAUUUAAGUCUGUAGAAAUUAAUUUACAACUGAAGGCAGAGAAACCUGAGUUGUAAUAAAAGGAAGUUUGUGAGAUGUGGUGGGGUUUUUUUUUUGUUUUGUUUUUUUGUCAUGUACAAUAAUGUAAAACCAAUGUUACCAUUUGAUAUAGCUUUUAAAUCUCUGAAAGGGCACUUGCUUUAAAGUGUUUCUUACAAAUGAAGAAAAAAAGACCCCUUUGUUACUUAAUAAAUACUUUAUGGUGUGACUGUUUUUGUUAUAGUUUGGUUUUUGGAUUUGUUGUUUUUUGUUUUUUUUCUUUUCAGUUAAUG